Messenger RNA from Dissoconium aciculare CBS 342.82, 918 nucleotides. RefSeq lists its product as uncharacterized. Gene Ontology annotation, biological process: very long-chain fatty acid biosynthetic process. The record is from RefSeq and is a predicted model, not a curated record. Gene Ontology annotation, molecular function: oxidoreductase activity, acting on the CH-CH group of donors. The transcript has 3 exons. Bases 1 to 918 code for a protein of 305 amino acids. Lineage: Eukaryota; Fungi; Ascomycota; Dothideomycetes; Mycosphaerellales; Dissoconiaceae.
AUGGCUUCCAAACCUGUGACCUUGACGGUCAAAUCGAGAGGCAAGCGUAUCCCAAAGCUUCCCAAGGAGACGAGCAUCUACAUUCAAGGCACUGGAGCCGAUCUAUACAGCCGGCUGGCCAACGAGGCCAAAUUCUCUAUCCAUCGCUUGCGCAUCACCAAGGAAGAUGGCACCCUCAUCCCAAACAACAGGGACACCACUAUCAGCAGCCUGGAUCUCAAGGAAGGAAGCGUCGUCCAGGUGAAGGAUCUUGGCGUACAAAUCGCAUGGCGGACUGUAUUCAUCAUCGAGUAUCUCGGACCACUCCUCAUCCACCCGCUGUUCUACUACCUCCGCCCAUACAUCUACAGCGGCGUCACCAGCGAGCCAUCCAAGCUUCAGACGAUUUCGUGCAUCCUGAUCACCCUGCACUUCGUCAAGCGUGAGUUCGAGACGCUCUUCGUCCACCGCUUCAGCAAUGCCACCAUGCCCGCCAUCAACAUAUUCAAGAACUCCGGCCACUACUGGCUCCUGUCUGGAUUCCUCAUCGCCUACUUCACAUACGGACCCAACUCGCCCACAGCGGCAGAAAGCAUCCCCGCGUUGACCUACGGCGCCAUCGCACUCUACGCUUUUGGCGAACUUGCCAACCUCAACACCCACCUCAUCCUCCGAUCACUGCGCUCACCUGGUGGAACCGAACGAGGAGUUCCGAAAGGAUUCGGUUUCGGCUGGGUGACAUGUCCGAACUACUUCUUCGAAUUCCUCGCAUGGACCGCAAUCCUACUCGUCAACCGCUCAUGGUCGACGGCCGUCUUCGCGGUCGUAGCUUCGGCACAGAUGUACGUCUGGGCCGUCAAGAAAGAGAAGCGUUACCGGAAGGAGCUUCCUGGAAAGUACAAGAAGAAGCGCUUCGCCAUGUUCCCGGGCAUCAUGUAA